AUGGCUACCUAUCCGCGCCAAACCUCGUGGAUUCAUGAUGCCUCAACGAUCUCGCUCGAAGCGGGCAAUGAUGGCUUCAACAAUGCUAUUGACCACGUCAGGCCAUCCGGAACCCAGCCGAGCACUGGCAUCCGCAGCCAUGCUUAUCAUGAGGAGAUCGCGCAGAAUCAUAUCAGCAUAGGAGAGGAGGGCAAUGGCCAUCAAUUCGAUGACGAAGAUGAUGGUACGGCGGGUGAAGGAUAUCUACAUGCGAAUGGGAAUGUUGAAGAAUCUGUGGAAGACCAAGACCGCCCUCAAUCACCGAUCAAAGAUGAGGAAGGGAAAAUGCGUGACCAGAAUGGCAACGACAACGAGACCGCAGCAUCAGAUCACGCAUCCGCUGGGAACUCUCCAAGGGAAAACGGAGGGGAAUCCUCCUCCCACAGCGGCAUCACGCCAAACCGGAGUUUCUCGAAAGCCCAUCGCAACAACAGUAACAGCGCCGAACUGAUGCUUCAAGGGGUCUCUUCAAGAAGCCCUACGCCCUCACAAUCACCGCAGAGUCCCGAAACGUUGAGUUAUAAUCUGGGUGGGUAUUUCCAGUCUUGUGAGGACUGUUUCAUUGCUGGGCUGGGCUGUGUUCAUUUUACGGCGGCGGCGACGAUAAUUAUGCCUGAUGGUAGAGGUAGUCUGAUCCGCGACGGUGGCCAUGGUGGUCAUGGCGAUGGCAAAGCUGCGCGUGAGCGGCAUGAGUGGCUUGUUGAGCGGAUGAAGGAGAGUUUGGCGAAGAUUAAUUGCGCUGGUGGCGGCGGUGGUGGUGUGGUUCCGAGGAGUGGUGCUUGA
Molecule: messenger RNA, 822 nt
Organism: Neurospora tetraspora
Lineage: Eukaryota; Fungi; Ascomycota; Sordariomycetes; Sordariales; Sordariaceae
Exons: 4
Coding region: 1-822 (273 amino acids)
Source: RefSeq, a predicted model, not a curated record